Messenger RNA from Argentina anserina (silverweed cinquefoil), 3282 nucleotides. RefSeq names its product probable LRR receptor-like serine/threonine-protein kinase At3g47570. Gene Ontology annotation, molecular function: ATP binding; protein binding; protein kinase activity. NCBI's taxonomy places the organism in Eukaryota, Viridiplantae, Streptophyta, Magnoliopsida, Rosales, Rosaceae. Bases 22 to 3063 code for a protein of 1013 amino acids. The record is from RefSeq and is a predicted model, not a curated record. Gene Ontology annotation, biological process: protein phosphorylation. The transcript is spliced from 3 exons.
CCGGUGUAAUCUUCAGUAACCAUGGAUUUCAACUUGCAUACAAUACUGCGUCUUCAGUUAUCUAUGUUAGCUCUUCUUCUAUUUCUGAGCGUAGGGUUUGCUAUAAUUCCAAGCAUCAACACAGACAAAGAGGCACUGAUCUCAUUCAAGGAGGCCUUGAUUAAUGCCCCUCCGUCUUUAAUCUGGGACCAGAAUACAUCACCUUGCAGCAAUUGGACUGGAGUUGUUUGCAGAAAGCAUGAUCAGAAUCAGAGAGUUGUUGGUCUUGAUCUUUCAGGCUUGGGACUUACAGGGUCCAUAAGCUCUCACAUUGGUAACUUAUCCUUCCUCCGUUCCCUUCAACUUCAAAACAACAAGUUGACAGGAGCUAUUCCAACUCAAGUUGUUAACCUUUUCCGCUUGAGAUCUCUGAACCUGAGCUCCAACACCAUACAAGGUCCACUACCUUCUAACAUGAGCCACUUGACUGCACUAGAAAUACUCGACUUGGCGGGGAACAACAUAACAGAAAGGCUCCCUGAGAAGUUGUUCGGCUUAAGUAAACUUCGAGUCUUGAAUCUUGCACGAAAUCAUUUCUUUGGUUCUCUUUCUCCAUCCAUAAGCAACCUCUCAUCCACGCUCACAUAUUUGAACUUGGGUACAAAUAGCCUCAGUGGGAUCAUACCUAGUGAGGUGGGUCUGCUUAAUAGUCUCAAGGAACUUGAUCUCUCUGGUAACAAGUUCACUGGGACUGUUGCUCCCUCCAUAUACAACAUCACUUCAUUGGUUUUGUUUACUGUUGCUUCAAAUCAACUUUGGGGUGAGAUUCCCAAAGAUAUUGAUCAAACACUUCCAAAUAUUCUAUACUACCGGAACUGCUUCAAUCUAAUGACAGGGAAGAUUCCUGCUUCUUUGCACAAUAUCACCAAGAUUCGAUCAAUUCGGAUGUCAAACAAUUUUCUUGAAGGAACAGUCCCACCAGGGCUAGGAAACUUGCCAGACCUUGAAAUGUACAACAUUGGCUUCAAUCGGAUUGUUAGCAACGGCAGUGAUGGUCUCAGUUUUAUCACUUCAUUGGCGAACAGCACCAACCUGCAAUUUCUGGCGAUCGACGACAAUCAAUUAGAGGGAGUCAUUCCAGAUUCACUUGGCAAUCUCUCGAAGGUUCUCUCUAUUUUGUACAUGGGAGGGAAUCGGAUUUACGGUAAUAUUCCUGCCUCAGUUGGUCGUCUUAGUGGUUUAACUUUGUUUAAUGUGAGCUACAAUUCUAUAUCUGGUGAAAUUCCCACUGAGAUAGGCCAAUUGAAAAACAUGCAAGUGCUUACUUUAGCUGGAAAUGAAAUGGCUGGUCACAUUCCAAACUCCUUGGGAAAUCUCAAAAAGUUGAACGAGAUUGAUUUAUCUGGUAAUCACUUUGUUGGCCAAAUACCCUCUUCUUUUUCAAACUUUCAGAGUCUGCUUUCCAUGGACUUAUCAAACAAUCAGCUCAAUGGAACCAUUUCCGGUGAGACUCUAAACCUCCCUACUUUAAGCACCAUCCUCAAUCUGUCCAAAAACUUUCUUACUGGACAUUUGCCUUCAGAAAUUGGAUCUUUAGUAAGCCUUGUCACUAUAGACCUUUCUGAUAAUGGUUUAUCUGGAGAUAUCCCGGGAUCACUAGGAAAGUGUAAAAGCUUGGAGAGAUUGUUGAUGUCAAGAAAUAGAUUUUCAGGUCCUAUUCCUAAUGGUCUAGGCGAAUUGAGAGGCCUUGAGUUUCUAGACCUUUCCUCAAACCAGCUUUCCAGCUCCAUCCCAGAGAAUUUUCAAGACCUACUCGCUCUUCAAUACUUGAAUCUAUCAUUUAAUCACUUAGAAGGAGUGACUCCCAAUGGUGGAGUGUUUGUUAAAAAUUUCACUGCUGUUCAUCUGGAAGGCAACCCAAAAAUUUGCCUCAAAUUUCCAUGUGCGAAGAAGAAUAUUAGCAGAAUAAUAGUACCAGUUUUGGUCAUUACUGUUGUGUUAGCAACAAUAUGUGUUACGCUGGGCUUGGUCUAUGCCAAAAAAGGAAAAGACCGUAAAGCAAAAAUUGCAGGAAGUGAUGACUUACUAGUAAAAGGGCAGCAUCAAAUGGUAUCGUAUGAAGAACUCCGUCGCUCAACAGAGAAUUUCAACCCGGGAAAUUUGGUUGGAAGAGGGAGCUUUGGUUCUGUAUAUAAAGGGUUUCUUAGAGACCAAGGAAUUGAAGUUGCAGUCAAGGUGCUUGAUAUAAGACCAACAGGGUCUUGGAAAAGCUUCUUGUCAGAGUGUAACGCUCUAAGGAGUGUGAGACACCGGAAUCUUGUCAAACUGAUCACCUCCUGCUCAAGCUUAGACUCUAAAAACAUGGAGUUUCUGGCUUUGGUUUAUGAAUAUAUGAGUAAUGGGAGCUUGGAAGAUUGGAUUAAGGGCAAAAGAACAAAUGCAGAUCGAAAUGGUUUAAGCAUUGUGGAGAGAUUAAAUAUGGCAAUUGAUGUUGCUUGCGGAUUGGAUUACCUCCAUAAUGACUGUGAAGUUCCAGUGGCUCACUGUGAUUUAAAGCCAAGUAACAUUCUUGUGGACGAGGACAUGACUGCAAAGAUUGGAGAUUUUGGGCUGGCAAAGUUGCUGAUAGAAGAAUCAGAUCAACAUUCUAUUGGCUCCACCAAUGUCCUCAAGGGUUCCAUAGGAUACAUACCCCCAGAAUAUGGUUUUGGACAAAAACCCUCCACCGCUGGAGAUGCAUACAGUUUUGGGGUAAUGUUGUUGGAGCUGUUUACUGGAAAAAGUCCAACGGAUGAAGACUUCACAGGAGAUCUUAACCUCGUUCAGUGGGUGCAGUCAUCUUUUCCCCACAACAUUGCACAAGUACUGGACUGUAAGUUGUUACAUUGUCAGCACGACAAAGGCUCAAAUCCCAUCUCAGAAGAACUGAAUUGUCUGACCUCAGUUAUCGAGGUUGGGCUCUCUUGCACCUCGGCAUCUCCUGAUGGACGCAUUAGCUUGAGGGAUGCCCUUCACAAACUUCAAACUGCUAGAGACACCUUUUUGAAGCUUGCUCAUUUUGACAGUGUAGACUGCAGAGUGUAACUUUCAGCAAGGCCUUACCGAUUACCUUGUACCAACUGGUAGUACAUGUUAAGACUGAUAGUGUAUAAAUAACUGAUGUAAUAAUACCUGUCCAUACAUAGUACCCAGUAAAUGCUACUUCUAUAUGUGAUGAACAUACGAUCUGGUUUUUAGCUGAAACUGGCCAUCAGAAAUUGAGCACAUGUAUGAUAUUGGGUAAACAAGGGGGGAAAUAGCUUA